CCAUUGGCGCAUCUUUGGGUGCGUUCCACUUAACGCCCGCAACGCUCAUGAGCGUUGCUUAUCCUUGUUUAAUAUUUGAUAACCAACAAGGAUGAAAUGAUUCCACGGUCGUUGCGAGCUUUAAGUGGAACGCACCCUUUGAUUAUAGGUCUUUACUUACUACAUAUCAUUCUAUCCCAUAGAAGAUGCGGACAGCUCCGCUCACAGAAGGUUGACUCUAUAUUAUAUAUCUCUAUGGUACAGCAGUACAGCUACCAAGAACAAACCUAAUGUAUUUGGCAGCAUAUCAAAAAAUGAACCGAAUCAGUAAUCUCAUUGGCUACAGGAGACAAUUACGGAGUUGCGGCCAUGUUUCAGCGUAUGCGACACUGUGCAUACAUACGUAGGUAGAAUCCUGAAGUCUAAACACAUACUCCGUGAUGUAAAAGAGCUUGACGAUAUAUUGCUUGCGCGUCCAAGUUGAAAAGUUUCUUAACCUUUAUAAAUUCAAUGCGAAUAUUUAAAGGUGAUAUUGUCACCUCUUGAAAGGUGUGACAUAUUAUACAAAUUGCUCUCUGUAUGGAAUGGAAAGAAAGCUAAUGUAAAAAUAGAGGUUAAUCUUAAUAGUCAAACGAUCAAAAAUGCCAGGUUGCGCAGCUGUUGGAUGCAAUAAUCGCAGCGAAAAAGGGUAUAUCAUGAAAUGUUUUCCUCGUGAUCCAAAAUUAAGAAAAAUCUGGCAGGAUCGUGUUGCUAGAGCCGACUGGGAACCAUCUAACAAUUCCUUUUUGUGUCAUGUGCAUUUUGAACCUGAAGAAUGGUCUAUAACCCAAAAUGGGAGGAUCAGACUGAGGAAGGAUGCUGUUCCAUCUAUUUUUACUGUAACAUCAACAAGAAAAUCCGCUAAAAAGCGUAUUAAGCUAACAAAUGUUAAGAAUGAAAAUGAAUGUGAAAACGAUUAUAUGACAGAAUCUUUAGAAAAUGACACCGAAUAUUCGUCAAUCGGCCAUUUGGAAGAAAAGGAUUCUGAUUCGCAGGAUGUCGACAAUCCAACUGUGUGGUCACUCGUAUAUGAGCCAGUAAAUCAAUUUCCAAAAAAGAUGGAAAGUAAACAAGCCACCCGUGCACAUUACAUAGAUAUUACGAAUGAUCUUCAACAGGAAAAUAUUAUUAUAAUUUCAGAUGAUAAUAGUAUGAAGAUAGAGAAUAAUAUUAAAGAGAAUGACAUACUUGAAAAGCAGGUGAGUGCAAAUAGUAAGAAACUUGUCAGUAAUUUUAUAGCGAAAAGAAAUUCACCUGGUAACCAAAAUGAGAAUGUCACUGUAAAGACGGAAAUAAAACUAGAUGUUGAUCAAAUCUUUGACAAUAGUUACGAUGAAAUAGAGGAGAAGUUAAAACAAAUUUGUGAUGGUGAAGGGAAUAAUAUGGAGAAAUUGAAUUCAGUUUCUAAAAAUUGGAAAGAACCUUGUGAGAAAUUGUUAACACAAAUACCAAUUAACCAAAGUAUGAAUUAUAAAUACCCAUCAAGGAAUGAAAUUGGAAAUAUAUUUAUCGACAAUAGAGAUAAUAUUGAAACCAUCUUUGGUAGUGAAAGCGGAGAAGAAUUUGCACGCGUUCCUAAGUAUACAUUUCAUGACAUUGGAACUAGUGAAAUUGAUAAAUGGGAUCAACAUACAUCAAAUAUCGAUAGUAUUACUAACGAGAUUGAUGAAACUUUUUCUGAACAUGUAGAAGAAACCUUUAGCGGAGAAGAUAUACACAUUGCGUCAAACAUGAGAACUGCUGUAAAGUGUAAACGGAAAAUUCGAGAGAAAGUUAUGAAAUCUAUAAAGAGAUCAGUUCAAAAUGGAUCCUCUUUCCAGGAUACAAAUUCUAUAAGUAAUAGUGAUGCCUCGUACAUCAUGGAAGUGGAAAAUAAAGUAAAAAAAGAACUGAAUAUAUCUGAAAUUACGCGAUGUAAUAACAAUGGCAUCACUAAUAUCAUUACAUCAGAUACGAAAUAUGUAGUUAAAGUGACAGGCGAUCGUGAGGAUGUAUUUGAUAUUAUGCAAGAUUUGUUUAAAGAUACGAAAGAUUUUACUAUUCAAGAACACAAUACUUGUUUUCAGCAAGAAAAUAAUGUUACAUCUAUUAUAACGAUAGACGAUUGUCCAAUGGAAACAGAUUCUACAGAUAAAUGCAGUAUUGAUGAUAUCUUUUCAUCGAGUAUUACAAGUAUUGCAUCGAAUAGCGAUAAUCAAGUAUCAUUUAUCUUGCCAACUUUAAAAAAUGAAUGCCUGACUGCAAGAUUAUCGGAUAUGGACAUGGAGGAAGAGAAGAAUUUAGAUGUCAAUAAUGGCAUCAUUAACAACAUUAUUGAACAAUCGACGAAUAAUGAUACUAAUAAAUGUGAAUAUGAGAAGUUACAACAAAAAGUGAAACUGCAAGAAGUUGUUAUCAGACAACUAACUAAUCAACUUAUUUUGCUUAAGGAUUUGGAGAAAAAAGUGCAAGAUAAAAAUGUGGUGCUUAAAGAAAGGACGAAAAAAAUAGAAAAGAAAAUGAAUGAAUUGAAUAAAAGCAUGGAUGGUACAUCAUCUUCGACUAGUUGCAAACAAACGGAUAUGAAACAAAGGUUGAUAUAUGAAUUAUCUAGUAGAAUGAAUAAUCUUGAAGAGAUGAAUAAAAAAUUAAUGAAGACUAUAACAAUAGAAUGCCAAGAAAAGAGACAACUAGAAAAUCAAGUUAAGCAGAGAGAUAAGCAAAUAAAAGAGCUUAACUGGAAAUUGGAGAAGGCCUCAAAAUUUCUUGAGCGAGCGGAGAAGAAUACAAAUACGUAUAAGAGAAAGAUGUUGAAUAUGCAAACUUUUAUAAGAAGAAAGAAGCUCUUAGAUGAAAAUACAAGUAGAUUUCACGAAGUAAUGAUAGACAGUAUAAAAGAAAAUUAUUCUGAAAAAGUUCUGGCAAUGGCAACAGAAAUUCAAGAAAUCUGUGGCACAAAUGGAUACAAAAAGUUGUUAAAUUAUGGUUUUCCGCUUCCAGCGUUAUCAGUCUUGCAAAUUUCCCUAAGCAAUGAUAUCUCAGAGUCUAGUAAAAGUAAUGAUAAAAUUCAGCGAGCGAUAACUUUAAAACAAAAUAUAAACGAGAAAUGUGAUACUCAGCUUAUGGAAAAUGACGUAGAAGUUGAUGUAAAGAGUGCGGAAAAUACAAUGUCGCUUUGCGAAGAAAUUACAAUGGACGAUACGGAAACUGUAACAGGUACAGUUCAAGAUAUCUUUGAAGAAAGUAACGACGACGUGGAUGAUUUCAGUACAAAUGAAUUGAGUGAACAUUUUAUUUUACAAUUGAACGAAGUUAUGUAAUGAUGUGCAUACUUGUAAAACAUGUAAUCUCUUUUAUCUUUGAAUAUGUAUAAUAAUAAUAAUAAUAAUAAUAAUAAUAAUAAUAAUAAUAAUAAUAAUAAUAAUAAUAAUAAUAAUAGUGAUGAUGAUGAUGAUAAUAAUAAUAAUAGUAAACAAAAAAUAUGAUGGAUAAACAUUGUAAAAUAAUUAUCAACUAUAAAAUAUUCAAGUAUAUUGAUACUAUUUAUUGUUGAUACUAUUAAUGAUAUCUUACGCAUUGUAGUUCUAAAUAUUAUCUCAGGAUAUAACUUAGUGUAUGUACAAACACAUGUACAGAUAAUUUUAGAAGUGAUUAAUUGUACUUUUGACACAAAACUUUUAUUUUCUUCUAAAUGACAAGUUGUUAUAUUAAAUUGUUAUUUACAAA
Monomorium pharaonis (pharaoh ant) is the source of this 3723-nucleotide messenger RNA. RefSeq lists its product as uncharacterized. The coding region runs from base 621 to 3317 and encodes 898 amino acids. NCBI's taxonomy places the organism in Eukaryota, Metazoa, Arthropoda, Insecta, Hymenoptera, Formicidae. The record is from RefSeq and is a predicted model, not a curated record. The transcript is spliced from 2 exons.